Effrenium voratum is the source of this 2737-nucleotide messenger RNA. Lineage: Eukaryota; Dinophyceae; Suessiales; Symbiodiniaceae. The record is from the annotation of a GenBank genome assembly.
UCGGAAAUUCACCGCAGAAGUUCCAUAGCUGCUCCACAAGUGCCAUGCCCAUUACCGACGGGCCCACAUGCAUCUCACAUUCGGCCAGCAAAUCGAGGACGCCAACUGCAUCUUGAGGCAGUUCGGUGGUCCCCCAGCAAGAGGCAAAGACUUUACUCCAUCCACCACCUGCAGCAUGAGCUCCGGCAACGGCAUCUCCCCACAGACCCUGGCGGAGGACGGAGAUCUGGCGGACUUUGAGCUUCCUCCGUCCGCCGUCCCGCUGGAGAAGGACGGAAAGGUCACUGACGAUGACACCAGCGCGAGUGACGGCUGCGAUGCCUGGUCCCACACGGCUCGGCUGCCGCAGCUGCGCGUGCGAGCUUUCCGCGCAUCUCCUCUUCGAUCGCCGAUGCGAUCACCAGACAACGCACCCCGCCGUCGGUCUAAGGACGAAGGCGCAGCGGCCACACGCGCCCAGCUUCGAGAGGGAGGCACAGGUGUCGAGGACGUGCUGAACCGCGUGCGGUACGACCUUUGCGAUUCCGAAGGCUUCCAGGUGCUGGUGGACAACGUGGAGCGGCCCAACCUGUGCCGCGCCCACCUGCUCCGGGCGGAGUGCAGGCACGGGAGCAACUGUCGGCACCACCACGGGGGCUCCUUGCGCUGGCGAGGGGAAAGGCCCUUGGUCAGCAGCGGCAGCGUGCCGCAUGUGGAGGCCUUGGGCUUGGCGCACCUUUGGCAACUGCUGGACAGCGCGCCCUGCUCCACGGCCAGGCACUCGCUGCUGCAGACGGUGGCCUUUCUGCUCUACCAGGGUGAGGUGGUUUGGUCCCGGCACGUGGGGCGAACCGCCACUCAGCAGCUUUGGGAUUCCUUCCUCGCUUCUCGCUUCGGCCGCGCCCCGAGCGCGGCGACGCCCAGCGCUUCCGGUCGCGCGGCCCGGGGCGACUUCUCGGAUGCCGCGGAGCUGGUGGCGGCAUGGCCGGGCGCUGUCUGGGAGCGGGUGCUGGAACACUUGCAGGAUCCUUGCUUGAUCUCAGGAGCAGCCUGCGCGCUGCUGUGUAGCUGCCAGAGCAUGCAGCGAAGCGCUUUGGGGGACGAAAGCCUCUGGGAGAUGCUAGGCAGCUGGACGGAUGGACCGGCCCUGACUCAGGUGCCGGCGUCACCCUUCCAGAGCUACACCUCCCUGGCGAAGAAUCUGCAGCUCUACCGCGUCUGCUGGGAAGCUUGCCAGGGCAGCAAGGCGCCCAAGAGCCCGUGCCUGGGCCCGGAGGCUCCGAGAGGUAGCCCAUCCAUGUCCCCAGAGAUCGACAGGCGCUCCGCUUCGGUGGAGCUGGGCUUCGAGGUGUCCAUGCUGCGCGGCAACGCUUCGCUGGCGGUGGCGGCCUGCCGCCGCUCCAACGAGCUCCGCUUGUUCCAGAGCCGCGGUUUGGGCCGCCUACCAGCGCUGCGGGUGUCCCGCAACGUGGAGGCCUUUGACAUGUUGAACGAGAAGGACGCGCUGGUGGUAGGCGGCGCGGAUGGUCAGCUCAUGCUGCACGCGGUGAGCGACCCCAAGAACUGCCAGCGCUUGGCGCGGCUGGAAGUGGCCGACCGAAAUCGCGAUGCUUUGGGCGGCUCCUGCCCGACCUUCGCGGGGCUCCACUUUCUGCACGCAGGCUCGCAGGUGGUAGUGGCCGCCCGCAGCCAGAGCCGAGCCCAGCUUCUGGACGUAGCCACGGCGAGCGAAGUCAGCCGCUGCAAUACGGGCGGGCCACUACUGCAGUGUGAGCUGCUGGGGAAUGAGGCGUUACUAUUUGACGCCAAUGGCACGGUAAAGCUUUGGGACUUGCGGACGAAGAGUCCGGUGACGCAGUUCCGGUGCCCCUCGCCCGGAAGGACUCCCUCGCUCAGCGUGAACGUGGGCUCGCCGGCCUGCGCCAUUCUCAGCACCUCUCUGCACUGGCUGGACCUCAGAGCCGGGCACGCCACGGAGGCCCGUCCGGCGGAGCAGUGGCCAGGCAUCUUCCAAGAGGCCUAUCCUGGCCGCCUGGUCAUGGCCAUCCGCGGCCUUGUGGCUGCCUGGUUCGACGGGCCCGCGCCCGUCGCUUGCUGGUUCGGCGCUGGCCCUGCCUUCGUGCCGAUCGGUGCCGACUACGGCAACGCGGCGGUGACUGCGGCGGCACUGCCCCUGGGCGGAGGCGCGCCACCUUUUGCCGUGGCGCUGGCAAGGCCAAGCCGUCGACGGCGCAGGCUGGUGUAUGAACUUUGCGCGGCUGCGUAGGCGGCCGGUGCAACAAGGCCUACGUGCCUUCAAUCUGUAGAUUUGCAGACGGCCGGCUGCCGAUUCUCUUUUCGGGCGGCCUUUUGCCGUAUGGGUCGGGCAUCCGUAAGCAGCCAACAUUUGGCAACGGAAGGCAUGCUCAUCUUGAUUGCGCGUGAUGCGCUUGGCCCCGUCUUUUGAGCAACUUCGACCUCACUUGAGGGAUCGAUCCCAAUGGCCUGAGCUGCGAGAGACCAAGCCAUACAAAGAUUGGACUACAGAUAUCUCAACAGAACUGUUUGGCCAGAAAGGUCGAGGCUCGGAUUGUUCCUGCAAAGUUUCAAUCCAUUACGUGCAGGCUGGGAGUUUUCAUGAACUGCUCACGUGUACAGCAAAGUCGGGCCAAGCUGUGCAGCUGCCUUGGUGAAGCAUGCCAGCCCUGAGCGAACCAUCCAAAGCCGAUGUCUCCACGCGCGACGCGCGUUGACCCACGGAAAUCCUGCCACCUGUCAC